Lemur catta (Ring-tailed lemur) is the source of this 3686-nucleotide messenger RNA. RefSeq names its product baculoviral IAP repeat containing 2 (gene BIRC2). Lineage: Eukaryota; Metazoa; Chordata; Mammalia; Primates; Lemuridae. The transcript has 9 exons. The coding region runs from base 1471 to 3267 and encodes 598 amino acids. Gene Ontology annotation, biological process: regulation of apoptotic process. The record is from RefSeq and is a predicted model, not a curated record.
GACGUCACUGUGCGUCGGCGUGGCUUCGGCUGGGGCUGGGGGCUUCGGGCGCGCCGGGGCAGAGCCUCACGGGCCGCUUCUCCUGUGGGCGCCGCUGCUUCCCCGGUUGGAGGAGGUCUCCGGGCAGCCGCGCCGGCUCUGCGAUUUACAGCCCUGAAGAGUCUUUUUCCCUCCCAUUUUAACCCCCUGUAGUAAUAAAUCCCAUUAUGGAGACACUGCAACUUUAUAAAGGGAUAUAGCUUGAAUUUUGUGGAGUGUAAUUUUGUGUAUGAAUUAUAUCUUAAAAAUAUUGAAGAGUUUUCAGAAAGAAGGCUAGGAGAGUUAAUUACCAGGUCAUUAUGCUAAGCAGUAAUUCUGUUGGUAAUACAAUGUUUUUGUUAGGAAUUUUUGAUAACACUAGAAAGGACAACCUGUAUCUUUUGAUAAAUUGAUUCAUCUUUAAUUACAUGACUGAUAUUUGAGCUGAAUGGUCCUUAAAUGUAGAACAGGUUAUUUAAUUUUUUAAAUGCAGUGUAAAAAUAUGUGCUGUGGAAAUUUUAUGGUUAACUAGUUAAGUUGAUGGCAAAAAUACCUUCUGUUGAUUGAGUAUAAUAAAGUGGUAUACAAAGUUAGACUAAAUGUUGCUGCAGGAAAUGGAAACAAAUAUAAUAUUUAACAAGGAUGAAAGAGUUUACAGUUUGUGAACUUCAAGCAAAAUUAAUUUGACAUCAUACACACUGUAAUAGGCACAGGUUCAACAAAGGUUGUGGGUGUUGACUUCCCCAAAAGUUGUUAACUGAAGCUAAUAUAACCCACUUAACUAAAUACUAUGAUGAUAGGCUAUAUGAAAUUAGCUUUUAGAUAGUGUGACUAUUUGAAGACUGUAAUUUUGUUUACUAGAAUAAAAUGAGAUUUUGGGGAGGGAUGUGUUAAAGUGCUUUUAGGGAAAGAAGGCUGCAUAUAAUUUUUUACUCUUGUGGCAUAAUCAGUAAUUGGCCUGAUAUAUAUCCAGGCUUCAUAGCUUAUAACCCAGAGUAAAUUAAAGGCAUAAUUUGGUAUUCUAUAGUUGUUUAGAAUUUUGAGAAUAUAAACCUCCUUGAAAAAUCAAAGCGUUUUAGCAUAUUUUAAGAAGUGGAUCAACUUUUUCAGGCCUUUAGGUUAGUUUUAUGCCAAAUUAUGAGUGAAUAGCACUUGAAUUAUCUAAAAGAGUUUAUUAUAAUCCUUAAGAGGUCUAAGUAGUACCUUGGUAAUUGAGGAGAGAUUUUCGUUCUACUUAAGUGUAAGCACAUAUACAUCCAGUGAAGAAGGUAAUAGUGAAUUCUAUAUAAGAGUCUGUAAUUUGAUUCCCUCUUUGUGGUAAAACUCUAGUGUGAAGAGAUGGGAAAUUUCAUGUGAAGGUUUUAGCCAUCAAACAGUGCUGUCACCUACUCAUGCACAAAACUACCUCCCAAAGACUUGUCCCAGGUCCCUCACAUCAAAAAAAUUAAGAGUAUGAUGGAAGAUAGCCCGAUCUUGUCAAAUUGGACAAAUGGCAACAAACAAAAAAUGAAGUAUGACUUUUCGUGUGAACUCUACAGAAUGUCUACAUAUUCAACUUUCCCUGCUGGUGUUCCUGUCUCAGAAAGGAGUCUUGCUCGUGCUGGUUUCUACUACACGGGUGUGAAUGACAAGGUCAAGUGCUUCUGUUGUGGUCUGAUGCUGGAUAACUGGAAACAAGGAGACAAUCCUAUUGAAAAGCAUAAACAGCUAUAUCCUAGCUGUAGCUUUAUUCAGAAUCUGGUUUCAUCUAGCAUGGGAUCCACCUCUAAGAAUACUUCUCCGAUGAGGAACAGUUUUGCACAUUCAUUAUCUCCCACUUUGGAACAUAGUGGCUCAUUCAGUGGUUCUUAUUCCAACCUUUCACCAAACCCUCUUAAUUCUAGAGCAGUCGAAGACUUCUCUCCAUUGAGGACUAACUCCUACAGUUACGCGAUGAGUACGGAAGAAGCCAGAUUUCUUACUUACCAUAUGUGGCCAUUAACCUUUUUGUCACCAUCAGAAUUGGCAAGAGCUGGUUUUUAUUAUAUAGGACCCGGAGAUAGGGUAGCCUGUUUUGCUUGUGGUGGAAAACUAAGUAACUGGGAACCAAAGGAUGAUGCUAUGUCAGAACACCGGAGACAUUUUCCCAACUGUCCGUUUUUGGAAAAUUCUCUAGAAACGCUGAGGUUUAGCAUUUCAAAUCUGAGCAUGCAGACACAUGCAGCUCGAAUGAGAACGUUUAUGUACUGGCCAUCUAUUGUUCCAGUUCAGCCUGAGCAGCUUGCAAGUGCUGGUUUUUAUUAUGUGGGUCGCAAUGAUGAUGUGAAAUGCUUUUGUUGUGAUGGUGGCUUGAGGUGUUGGGAAUCUGGAGAUGAUCCGUGGGUAGAACAUGCCAAGUGGUUUCCAAGGUGUGAGUUCUUGAUACGCAUGAAAGGGCAGGGGUUUGUUGAUGAAAUUCAAGCUAGAUAUCCUCAUCUUCUUGAACAGCUAUUGUCAACUUCAGACACUCCUGGAGAUGAAAAUGCUGAUCCACCAAUUGUUCAUUUUGGAUCUGGAGAAAGUUCUUCAGAAGAUGCAGUCAUGAUGAAUACACCUGUGGUUCAAUCUGCCUUGGAAAUGGGCUUUAGUAGAAGCUUGGUAAAGCAGACAGUUCAGAGUAAAAUCCUGACAACUGGAGAGAACUACAAAACAGUUAGUGAUAUUGUAUCAGCACUUCUUAAUGCUGAAGAUGAAAAAAGAGAAGAAGAAAAGGAAAGACAAGCUGAAGAAAUGGCAUCAGAUGACUUGUCAUUGAUUCGGAAGAAUAGAAUGGCUCUUUUUCAACAGCUGACGUGUGUGCUUCCAAUCCUGGAUAAUCUUUUAAAGGCCAAUGUAAUUAAUAAACAGGAACACGAUAUUAUUAAACAAAAAACACAGAUACCUUUACAAGCAAGAGAACUGAUUGAUACCAUUUUAGUUAAAGGAAAUGCUGCAGCCAACAUCUUCAAAAACUGUCUAAAAGAAAUUGACUCUACGUUACAUAAGAACUUAUUUGUGGAUAAGAAUAUGAAGUAUAUUCCAACAGAAGAUGUUUCAGGACUGUCACUGGAAGAACAAUUGAGGAGGUUGCAAGAAGAAAGAACUUGUAAAGUGUGUAUGGACAAAGAAGUUUCCAUUGUAUUUAUUCCUUGUGGUCAUCUGGUAGUGUGCCAGGAAUGUGCCCCUUCCCUAAGAAAAUGCCCCAUUUGCAGGGGUAUAAUCAAGGGUACUGUACGUACAUUUCUCUCAUAAAAGAAAAAUAGGCUGUAUCUUAGCCUAUAUAGAAAAGUCUUUAAAAUAUUGUUGAACAUUUGAUGCCAUCUAAAGUAAAAGAAUUACUGGUUCUUCAAUUAGUAACAUUUGUGUUGUAAUCUGCUUUGGUACUAAUUUCUAAAAAGAUGGUAUUUUAUAUUUAAUCUUAAUCUGUGUAUUUACAAGGAAAGGUUUGUGUUUGAUGAGAUAUGUAAGUAUACAUGUGUGAAAGCUUUGAGUAGUGUGUUACAGUGUGUACUUAAAAGAACUGGAAACAGGGAACUCGAGUUCAGAGUUAUGAUGCCAAAUUCUCUUUGGUGCUUUUCACUUGUAUAGUAAAAUAAGAAUUUUUAUCUUACUAGUAAAUAAGUUUUCCCCUAGUUUGUGAGAAAUAUCUUAAUAAAGUGCUUUAAAAAGAU